AUGGCCAAACCGCAGAAGCCGCAGAAGCAGCAACGGAAGCGAGCGCCUGGAAUGGGUGGCCUGCUGGCCGUUCUGGCCGUCAUGACCGCCCUGCUCUCGGCUGCCGUCUUCCUCGUCGACCAGAAUCUCGACAGGUUCUACAUCUUCGAGCUGGACCACCUGCGGGACGUGUCCCAACGUGCCAUCGCGCAGCACGGGAACAGUACCAAGGACAUUGUUCGGUACAUCGUGGACGAGCUCAAGGAGAGGUCGCCGGCGCACGUCAACGUCCACGAGGAGUGGAUGUUCAACAAUGCCGGCGGUGCCAUGGGUGCCAUGUACAUCAUUCACGCCAGCACGGCCGUUGGCACCGAGGGCCACACCGGCCGCCACACCGCAGACGACUACUUCCACAUCCUCUCGGGCACGCAGCUGGCCUACGUCCCGGGAGAAUACGCGCCCGAGGUCUACCCGCAAGGCACCGUCCACCAUCUCCGCCGGGGCGACGUGAAGCAGUACAAGAUGCCCGACGCCUGCUUCGCCCUCGAGUACGCCCGUGGCUGGAUCCCCCCCAUGCUCUUCUUUGGCUUCGCCGAUGGCCUCUCCAGCACUCUCGAUCUGCCGACUCUAUGGACCACCACCCGCGUCACCGGCCGCGAGAUGAUUUCCAACCUCCUCAAGGGCAAGUUUUGA
Messenger RNA from Drechmeria coniospora, 672 nucleotides. Its product is annotated as erg2 C-8 sterol isomerase. Gene Ontology annotation, cellular component: endoplasmic reticulum. Gene Ontology annotation, biological process: ergosterol biosynthetic process. The transcript is spliced from 2 exons. Lineage: Eukaryota; Fungi; Ascomycota; Sordariomycetes; Hypocreales; Ophiocordycipitaceae. The coding region runs from base 1 to 672 and encodes 223 amino acids. The record is from RefSeq and is a predicted model, not a curated record.